AGAGUUUAAUCAGAAACGUCAUUUUUCUUCUUGUCCAACGUCCAAGUAUAAAGGCUACAUUCCAAAACAGUCAACCCUCCUCUUGCUGAAUUAUUUUGACCUCACUUCACAUGAGUUGGGGUAGAAUCACAAUAGUCUAGUUCUAGCUGCUGAAUCAGUUUCUUAUUGACGAGGAUCAAAGCGGUCCAGUGCGAGAGGCGCGAUGGUUGAUAUAGGAUCAACAGCAUGCGAGGGGAUGUAUUCAAAACUAAUCGACAACUACAGGCAAUAUUUUGAAGACGCAGAGGUGCGCGGUCCAAAAGCGCACACUGAUAAGAAUCUCUAUAUCUGGGCUUGCGCAAUGAGCAUCAGGCUCCUCUGCCUCAGAACGAGUCUGGUGGUCAGAUCCAGAUGCAGAGAGAGACCGUCAACGUAACGGCCCCGAUUGCAACCCUGAGAGAACUGCGGACGGAGAAAGAAGACCUUGUGAAGGAGAGAGACGAGCUUCUGGCCAGGUUGGCCAAAUCAGAACUAGAGCCCACAUCACCACUGUCACCUACGUCAACCCCAUUGGCCCUUUCAACGCCUGUAACCUGUCCUCGGGACUGGCUGGUGUUCAACAGCAGCUGCUCCUACAUCUCCACCAGGAGUAUGCACUGGCACAACAGCCAGGCCUUGUGCAAGGAGAAAGGAGGACACCUGGCCAUCGUACACACUGCUGAGGAACAGCUUUUGGGAGGAGGGUAAGCCCAACAACCACAUUGACAAAGACUGUGGCUACAUCGUGAAGACACGCAAGCUGGAGCGCAAAGCCAGCUGGUAUGACGCCCCAUGCACCAUGUACCGGCCCUUCAUCUGUGAGAUAGAGAUGCAGUCCUCUGUUCCUGCUACUUAGAGAUAAGCACUUACCAGGCUCAUGUUGGAUCCAGAACUACUUCCUCUUUGAGCUGGAAUUGUCAUUGUUCAUAAUGAUAGACCAGUGAUGACCAACCCUUCACCUGGGUACACUGGUUUUUGCUCUAACCCUGCUCUAACUUAUCUGAUUCAGCUAAUCAAGGUUCGGAUGAGCAGCUGAUUAGUAGAAUAAGGUGUGUUAGAGCAGGGCAAGAGCAAAACCUUGCAAGCCCUAUAGCUCUUCAUGAGGAGGUUUGGCCACCUCUGUAGUACACUUUGGUAGACUUUUGCAGCAUUAUCAGGCCUGAAGGGGAAUGAUUUACUUUACUAGUCUACUGUAUUUUGUUUUUUCAAUUGUAAAUGUACUCAAGGAACAUGUUAGUUACUGUUGUGUCAUUGAAGUGGUCGCCAAAGUUCAAAAUCCUUCUAAAGCACUAUCUGUCAAUCAAUAGUCAUGUUAUUUAGACUUAUAGAAGAGGAAAAAAUAUUUAUGAAAAGAAAUGUUAUUCCUGAAACAGAUUAUCAAAUGAUGUAUUAAUAACAAUGCAACUACAUUUUAUUCUGAAUCUGUUGAUUUUGUAAAUCAAAAUGAUUAAAAUGGAAAAAUAGUUAUUAACCUAUUCACUAUUAUAUAUUAUGUUCGACAAACACUUUUUAUUCUAGUGGUUAUGGUUAGUAUUGGGGAAGGGUAAUAUGGUUCUAGGUAAUCUGCCUAGACCAGCACAGCUAUAUAUAUCCUGUUCCAGUGUCAUUCUCUAGGCGGCAGUAAUGAUAGGUGUUUGGGACCGUCAAUCAACAAAGGAAAUAAUAACAUAUAUGCUAACUGUAGACCUACAGUAUAAGUAACUUGUUUGCUAAAUCAUUGCCUCACCUAUUUAGAUGUGUGGUGUUAUGCUAUUUGAAUACUGUGCAGGAGCAUGACUAUAGCAAGAUUUUGAAGCAUCAUUGAGUUUAGUUUAUUGGUCUUUCAGCAGUAUUACAGGUUCUUCAAAAACGGAAUUACUUUGCUGUUACGAUUAAAAACAUUGAUGUUGAAUAAAUAAGACAAUUUCCAAA
Messenger RNA from Salmo salar (Atlantic salmon), 1929 nucleotides. RefSeq lists its product as uncharacterized. Gene Ontology annotation, molecular function: transmembrane signaling receptor activity. Gene Ontology annotation, cellular component: plasma membrane. Lineage: Eukaryota; Metazoa; Chordata; Actinopteri; Salmoniformes; Salmonidae. The record is from RefSeq and is a predicted model, not a curated record.